CUGUUACCUACGAAUUUAUUUUAAGUUUUGUUAUUAUUGGUAUUCCCAUGAAAACCGACCAACCUAUCUAUGGCAGUGAUCACCCAUCACUUUGGAAACAGAGUAAUGUUGCCACAAAUUGACAAGCUACCGUUAUUCUUUUGGUUUGUUUUCUCUGCAUACAUAUUAAACACUCAAGAAAUCGGUUGUUUGUAUGGGUUUUUUUUCAAUUCUAAUAGUACACUCUCAUCUUGACAAUGACAUUUUUUUCAAUUUGGCCAUCCAUUCAAUGAUGAUGAAUCGUUAUGUGACAUUGAGUCAAUUGGGUGAUGGAACUUAUGGUUCAGUAUUUUUGGGACAAAAAAUCGAUACCGGUGAAAGGGUGGCAAUUAAAAAAAUGAAAAGGAAAUAUUUUUCAUGGGAAGAAUGUAUGAAUCUUCGUGAAGUCAAGUCAUUACAAAAAUUGAGCCAUCCAAAUCUAAUCAAAUUAAAAGAGGUGAUCCGAGAAGAUAAUACGUUAUAUUUUGUUUUUGAAUAUAUGAAAGAAAAUCUCUAUCAAUUGAUUAAAGAUCGCGAGAAACCCUUUGCAGAGAAAAUAAACUGCAACAUUUUAUAUCAAAUAUUGCAAGGUUUAUCCUUUAUGCAUAAACAUGGAUUUUUUCAUCGUGAUAUUAAACCGGAAAAUUUACUAUGUAUGGGACCGGAAUUGAUAAAAAUUGCUGAUUUUGGCCUUGCUCGUGAGAUACGAUCACGACCACCAUAUACAGAUUAUGUUUCCACUCGUUGGUAUCGAGCACCAGAAGUUCUUUUACGUUCUACCAAUUAUAAUUCACCAAUAGAUAUUUGGGCUGUUGGUUGUAUAAUGGCAGAAUUGUAUACACUUCAACCAUUAUUUCCUGGUAGAAGUGAAAUUGAUCAAAUUUUUAGGGUCACUUCUGUGCUUGGUACACCCGACAAGAAUGAUUGGUCUGAAGCAUAUUUAUUGGCAAACACAAUGAAUUUUCGUUUUCCACAAUUCACAUCGAUACCAAUCGAAACGAUUGUAGGUAACAUAUCUAAUGAAGGUCUUCAAUUUUUAAAGAGUACACUUCAAUGGAAUCCACAAAAAAGACCAACGGCAAUUCAAGCACUUAAGUUUAGUUAUUUCCAGAAUGCUACCAAUUAUCAUCAUCAAAGCGAUAAAAGCAACAGUGUAAAAACGGCACCAACCAUAUCUGAAUAUAAUAAAAAAAUUAUGACAAAUACAGCAUCCGCUUAUAAUAAAGCUUCAACUAAUAAUAUGUUGAUCAAAACGGUACCAAGCUAUAUUGGAUCACCAAAUGUUGAUAAUCAUAGUAUACAACAAUUACAAAUGCAAAUCGGUAACAAUCAUCUGAAUCAAUCAUCAUUAAUUGGUCAACGAAAAAGUCCCGAUAAUAAUUCGUUGAACAAUUCGAAUAAUAAUAAUAAUAAUAAUCAUAAAUUCUCAAUGAAAGAUCAAUAUCUUUCAAGCUCAAGAUACAUUGCCGGACAAAAUACAAAGAAAAAUUCGUAUUCAAAUAGUAAAAAUUCUAGUGACCAACAAUCAACAAUAUUUGGAAAUUUUCGUAAAAAUUCAAUCGCUUCAAAUAAAUCUGCCGUAAGUAACGGAAGGAAACUGUAUGCAUCAUCACAUUAUGGCAAAACGGAUUGGUCAGCAAAGUAUGUUGUUGUUAUCAAAUGAACAGAAAACAAACGUCAAAAUUGAAUUAUUGAUUAUUGCAUUUUUUUUGUCCUAGGUACCUAUAAAAGGAUCAAUAUUGCUCGGAUAUAUUUUUUUGUUUCGUUUUUUUUUUGAAAUUCAAAGUCUAAUGAAUGAGUAAAAAUUAAUGACAUCAUCACAAGACAUAUGAUUCGAUAUUUUAUUUUAUAUAUCAUCAACAUAUAUACUAAUAAAAUAAAAAAAAAAUAUAAAGAAAUGCUCUUAUUGCUCUAUUGUUGACUGUAUUCAAUAUAUAUAAAAUAAAAUAAAAAACCCAUAUGUUAUAAUAAUAAUGACAAAACAUGAAUCGAAUUUGUCCAAAGGUUUUCUUCUUCUCCUUCUUUUUUUUUCGUCAUCGAGUAUUUUGACAUUUUGUUUGCGGUUGCAGUUGUUGUAAUAAAAUGCAUCGUAUGACUUUCCGAUUGAAAUCAAAAUCAAAGUCUCUUU
This is a messenger RNA of Dermatophagoides farinae (American house dust mite), 2146 nucleotides long. Lineage: Eukaryota; Metazoa; Arthropoda; Arachnida; Sarcoptiformes; Pyroglyphidae. The record is from RefSeq and is a predicted model, not a curated record.